Messenger RNA from Sporothrix schenckii 1099-18, 3258 nucleotides. RefSeq lists its product as uncharacterized. The record is from RefSeq and is a predicted model, not a curated record. The transcript has a single exon. Bases 1 to 3258 code for a protein of 1085 amino acids. Gene Ontology annotation, molecular function: protein kinase activity; ATP binding. Lineage: Eukaryota; Fungi; Ascomycota; Sordariomycetes; Ophiostomatales; Ophiostomataceae. Gene Ontology annotation, biological process: protein phosphorylation.
AUGGCAACGCUCCAGGUGCGCGGUGCCGACUACUCGGCGACACGGCAAAAAGCCUACGACGAUGCCAUCAAGAUGCAGGAGGCCGUGACCGAGGAGUGCACCAAGGCCGGCAAAGAAGUGCCGCCGUACCAGCUGCAAGAACUCAUCGGCAAGGGCAGCUACGGUCGCGUGUACAAGGCCAAGGACCUCAAGACGUCGCAGCUGGUCGCCGUCAAGAUCAUCGACAUUGAGGAGUCCGACACGUUGGACCCCAAGCGCGCCGACACGUACAGCGAGUUCUUGAAAGAGAUCAGCGCGCUCAAGCUGCUGCGCGACGGCGGCUCCAAGAACGUCAACUACUUUCUGGAUGCGCUCCCCGUCGCCCAGGCCAUGUGGAUGAUCACAGAGUAUUGUGCAGGCGGCAGCGUGGCCACGCUGAUGCGGCCGACCGCGCCCGGCGGCCUGCAAGAGAAGUGGAUCAUCCCGAUCCUGCGCGAAGUGGCCGAGGCCAUCUACUGGGUGCACCGCCAGGGCAUCAUCCACCGCGACAUCAAGUGCGCCAACGUGCUGGUCACCGAGGCCGGGGGCGUGCAGCUGUGUGAUUUCGGUGUCGCUGGUGUCAUUGAGACCAAGUUCGACAAGCGCUCGACCGUCAUCGGCACGCCGCACUGGAUGGCGCCCGAGAUGUUUGACCAGUCGGCGUCGUACGGCACCGAGGUCGACAUCUGGGCGUUUGGGUCCAUGGUCUUUGAGAUUGCGUCGGGGCUGCCGCCCAACGUUGUCGCCGGCGUCACCUACCACCAGCUCGGCAACUACCUAAAGACACACACGCCGCGCCUCGAGGGUGACAAGUACUCGCCGCAGCUGAAGGACCUCGUGGCGUUUUGUUUGGCCGACGACCCGACCCAGCGGCCGCCCAUUGAGCGCGUGCAGCGGCACCCGUACAUCUUUGGUACCUCGGGCAUGUACCCGACCGACACGCUGGCGAUGCUGGUCAAGGGGUACAAGAUGUGGGAGUCGCAGGGCGGCACGCGCAAGUCGCUUUUUGCGCCCGGUGGCGCGCAGGGCCCUUCCAUGGACAACCUCGCGUCGACCGCGCUGGCCAACGACGAGUGGAACUUUAGCACGACGCUUGACUUUGACCGCAGCGUCUUGGACAACCCCGACUCGCAGGCCGUGUACGACGUUUACGGCACGCAGGUCGACUAUGAGACCGGUCGCGGUGGCGACAGCAGCAGCAACGGCUUUGGAGGGUUUGAUGAUGGCCAUAGUGGCAGCACCGCCGGCGGCGGCAGCUUUUCCGGUGGCGCAACGCCACGGCCGUCACGGUUGAACGGUGGUCGUGGUCGGCGCCGGCAGCCGCCGCCAAACUUGCCCGUCGUGAAGGUGCCGCUCGAGAAAGUCUUUGACCCUGAUUCGAUUACAAAUUACGAAGAAAACUCCCGCGAAUACUACGGUGUUCCGCCACCACCGCCAACGGCUAGCGCCACGUCCACAGCCGCGUCCGCAUCCGACCUACCGUUGCGUGACGACUCCAUGCACUCAACAUUACGCGAGUCGCUCAUCGACCUUGAUGCGUCGCAGGUUGACCUCGGCGGCGAGCCGUCGCAAUUCGCCGACAUGGAGACCAUUCGCGCUGGCCCCGGUGCUGCGCCGCGGGUCUCCAUGGACUACAACUUUAGCUUUGGCGGCGGCAGCACCACGAACCACAGCAGCAACAGCAACAACAGCAGUAUUAUUAGUAUUGACGAGUCCGACUACAACCGCCCCCCACUGAGCGAUCCGGCCGAUCUGCCGAACAACCGGCGCACACAGGAGUGGAAGUUCCCGACGAUGGCCCCGCCGGCAUCUGCGAAUCCGGAAAUGGCCCGGUUCCCGUUUAACGAAGGCGAGACGCGGAGCGCUCGGGGUACACCGCCAGCGGGCAGUCGUGCCGGCAGCCGCAGCAGCAACAACAACAGCAACAACAACAGCAUCAGCAUGGCCCGGCCAGCGGUGCUCGUCCACCAACACACGGAUCCCGUGGGGCUCCCAUCGCAAGGCUACGAGACGACGUCGCAAGGGCAAGGGUACGACCUGAUGGUGCCACCACUGCAAGGCAGCAGCAACAACCGCAUGUCGGUGAGCAGCCUGAUCGAUCUGGACGAGAGUUUGCCGGACCCCAUGCCCGAGAUGACGCGGCCGUCGACGGCCAACUCGGAUGCUGUGUCGAUGACCGGUUCGGACGUGGGCAUGGCGAAUCCGUUUGACCUGGAGCGGCACUCGUCAAUCUACCAGCCGAUUAGCGCAACGAACCGCGAGCCCUCCAUCUACGUCUCGGACGACUCGGAGUUUGCGCACAUGGUGGCUGCAUCCGUCCCGGACGGGGGACCGAUGCAGCUGCAGCAAAACACAACCACGGGGUUGGGUCUCGGCCAAGGAUCGGCGCCGCCGCCGAGCUUUCACAUCAACGGGGUGCACGGCGGCAGCGGCAGCGGCAGUAGUAUUGGGACAGGCGAUCCCAACGACGAGGCCGACCGUCGUCAGCGACGGGCCAAUGAGGGCUACUUGCACGCCGGUGGCGGCUACAUGGGCGACGAGUAUUUGGAGCCGCGGUAUGCACCCGACGACCAGCCAUAUCAACAGAUGGGUGGCUCCUUCAAUGGAGGGUACCGUGGCGGCCGCGGCGGGUUUGGUGGCCGUGGCGGUCUCGGUGGACGCGGUGGGGGUGACCGCGGCGGCUCGCUUGGCCAGCGGAUGAACCGCUCAAACGCCUGGUCCGGCUCAGGAUCCGGUCCCGGCCCUCAGGUCGGCAUGGCCUAUAGCACCGACGGCCACAGCAACGGACACCGCCACGGCAGCAGCGAUGCGAGUGCCAAUGACUUUGCCGUCCAGCAAAGCAGCGGCGACAGCUCCAGCAUCGGCGACGGCUAUGGCGACGGGGAGUUUGUCGAUGCCGAGGAGUACGUCAGCGGCACCGAAACCGAACCCGACCCCGAUGCCGGUGGGUACGAUGACACUGGCGCUCUUGCGCAUCGCGACACGAUCCGCAACGGUAUGCGCGUGCUUGACGACUCAUUCUCGCUCCCGCCUCUGCCAGGGCCCCCCUCGCCCCAUGUCAUGCAGGGCCUGGGUUCGCGCGAGGAGGUGCGCGAUGAGAUGAAGCGCUUGCUCGACAGUUUCAAGCAGCACCUCAGCUUUACGAACACGUACGUGACAAGCCUUCCGGUGCGCCGGGCAGGCGUGGGCGGCGUGGGCGGCGUGGGCGGCAUGCUCCAAGACGCCCAGAUCGACGAGUGA